UCAUUUAAAUCUGGUGUUAGAUACCAGCAUGAAAUAUCACUGAACAAUUCCACUUUUAACUGAAACACUUUUAUUUCUGGUCCACUUCAUUGGCAAUUCGCAGCGUUAAUUUCUUUAUUGUAUUUGUAUAAUUAUAAAUUUUGUUAUUUUCAUUUUUUCACGAUCAUUUUUUGAAGCUGUUGCGAGGCUUGUUUUUCUCUUCAAAAUGGGCGAUGAGUUGGAUUACAUUUACCCUGGCACAGUGUUCAUAUGUCUGGGUAUUCUGUCCUGCGUGAACAGUUUCUACCUGUUCAUCACAGGCAAGGUGUUGGAGUCUGGACUGUGCCAGAGUGUGACCAUCUCUGUCAAGGGACUCCUAUUCCCCCUUGAGAGCUUCGCCAGGACACUCUUGUGCAUCAUUGGAAUCCUGAUUGAGAUCCUGACGACUUCGAAAGACAACCACUUUCUGCGCUCCCAGGACAGUCAGGAGAUGCUCAUCUACUGCUUCUACAUGUUCGCCUCCUUCUGCGAGUGCGCCUGCAUCCUCUCCCCCAAAAUAGACCGCAAGCUGACCAUGAUAGCCUACGCCAUGGCCUCCUUCGUCGAGUCCUACUUCGCCUACCACUUCAUCGAAUCCAGAGAGCAAAGCUGUAUCACCGUGUGCUGGUCCCUUCUGGCAUGUGUCCAAGGACUCACUUUUCUGCUGCAGGCGCUGGAUGUGAACAAUGCCAGUGUGCUGAUUGUGAGGAAUGCCAGUUUGAUCAUGCAUGGAACGUGGCUGUACCAUGUUGCCUUCUCAGACUACAUCUACGGACCCACUGAUGGCCAAAUGGACCAAAUGUACGAGGAAAACUACGAUUUUUCUAGAAACAACCUUCGUGACCUUGAACUAGACCCAGUUUUAGUUGAAACCUACCAAUCCGUUAAGGUAUCCAAGGUCGCGUUCGACUUCAUUCUGCAUUUCUUAUUAGCCUUCAUGUUUACAGUGUGGAGUUUCAUAAUUAUGUCAAUUCUUUUACGAAACGAACCGAAUGACCCCAGAGACGGGUCUUCUCGGCCGCUCGUCGACGACGAAGAUUUGUCAGAAUUCGAAGAUGGCAUUUUUGGGAAACAGGGCGACUUACCAGAAUCACGGGUUAUUCCUGAGAACGGAGAAGACAGUGGAAACGCCAACGAAUCGGUCACAAAUUUUGGGAUCUAAGAGAUAACUGCAAAAUAAAAUUACUUGAGAUUUGACCCGAUGAUGGCUUGUAUGGUUACUGGUUUGACUUAAUUUGAGUUAAUUUGAUUUAAUUACUAUUCAGUUUCAUUUUGAAAACAUGCAUUAUAAGUUGCCAAUUUAAUUGUAACC
Messenger RNA from Symsagittifera roscoffensis, 1330 nucleotides. RefSeq lists its product as uncharacterized. Lineage: Eukaryota; Metazoa; Xenacoelomorpha; Acoela; Convolutidae. Bases 206 to 1180 code for a protein of 324 amino acids. The transcript is spliced from 3 exons. The record is from RefSeq and is a predicted model, not a curated record.